CAAUCAAAUGCAUCAUUGAAGCAGGACCAGGCCCAACGGCGUGGCCUGCCUGUAGCCGCCGGGGGAGUCUUGUCGACGAGGCUGCUCUUAGAAGAUCUGGGCUUGAUAUGCAUUUCCAAAGCGGAAGACAAGGCGCUACGAGAAUCGGGGAUCUAUGCGUCUAAAUAUAAUGACCUGCAGGUUCAACCUGCGGCCCAGCAAACACGGCGUUUGCUUCCAUGUCGAUGCUUCAUCUGUGGCAUUGACUUAACACGGCCUCCUCUCUCUAUCCCCGGACGGGAAUCCUUCAAUCAUAUUCUCCUCCAUGCUAUCACGAUGCCAAACGCCACCGUCGACUUGGUGGUGGUGGGAUACGUCAGCGACCCUCACGGCCGGGGCACCAUCUCGCUUCUUCUUUCCUCCAUCCUAACACUCAUACUUUGCGUUUGGUCGGCCCUACACUUCAAUGUCCCACCCUCAAACCAGACCGCAACCAGAGAUGCGCUCCUCAGCGCUAGAUGGGUCAUUGCGGGCAUCUACGCCCCAGAGCUCGUCGUCUUCGCCGCCUGGAGGCAGUGGUCGUCCGCAAGACUACUUCAGGCUCUAGUAGUGGAAGCCAAGGCAACCCGAGCUGGCUCAGCAGGACCCGAAUGGACCAUGACACACAGCUUUUUCGCAUGCACCGGGGGGUUUGCCUUCGAAUUCCCUGGGCUUGAGGCGCUGUCGACAUCCCGAGAAGAGCAAGAGAGCCAAGCUCCAAGACGGCUCACCCUCACAGCUCGCGGCAUGGCUCUCCUCGCGCGCUGCGGCCAUAUCCCAGACGUCAGCCGCGCUGAGAUAGAGGAUAAGAGCAAGGCAAACGAUCUCGCAAAAGCGAUGGUGAUUCUGCAAGCAACAUGGAUGCUGGUACAGGUGCUUGGGAGACUCGCCGCAGGCUUGCCCGUGACCUUGGUCGAAGUGAAUACUGUUGCCCAUGUGCUGUGCGCAUUCGCAAUGUACCUGUUCUGGUGGCAUAAGCCCUUGCUGCCGCGAGAGCCCCUGAUCAUCCGCGACCAAAGCCUCCUACCGCUCGCUGCAUUUAUGUACUCCAGCAGCGAGAUGAGCGGCUACGUCGACCCCAACAAGGUGCAGUCGCAAACAAUCAUCAAGACCCUCUUCGCUCAUCUCAGCCACUACUCGAAAACGCCAGAGUUGGAGACUUUACGCCUCCGCUCGGCGCAGCAGGCUUCGACCGCUCAAGACGACUCAGACGAUCCCAAAAAACCGGUGGUGACUGUAAAAGGUGAGGUCCGAGGAGAGAUCGAGCACGCGCCGGACUCUUGCCUUGCCCAAGUCCAGUGCCAGCGGGAGAAGGACAAAGGAACUGCUUUCUUCGAGAGACGCCCGCGAGUGGUUAGCUCGCCCCCAGAGGGCGCCCACCUAUCAUCCAACGAUAGCAGGAGAUGGGACUGUAUACUCCGUUCGUUGCAACACUACCCAUUCCUUCUCGAGGGGAGGGCCAGCCUGGUGCAUAGCCUCGGGGAUGGAAUACGCUGCACGCACCUCAAACCGGAGCAGCUCGUCGCUAGCCAUAUUGGCAACUGGCCAUCUGACGAUCUCCUCCGCAAUGUGGAUGGCCUCGUUGUGGGCAUGGUGCUAUGGCUCGCCAACCUUUGCUACGGCGGAAUCCACGCCGCCGCUUGGAACGACUAUUUCCCAAGCGAGGUCGAGAAGUGGAUGUGGCGAUCCUCUGCGGCUUACAUCACAUUCUGCGGAGGACUUUGGGUCGUGCUGAACUUUCUGGUCGCGAGGUUCAGGCGACUGAACCAGUUUUGGGAGCACUGGAUGGAUGGCAAGAAGCCCCUCUGGCAGAGUCUCCUGCUAGGAGUCGUGGUUUUUAUCUGUGGAUUCAGCUUGGUUCUAGCCCGUGUCUUUAUCGUCAUCGAGGCCUUUAUCAGCAUCAGGCAGAUGCCAGAGUCUGCGUAUCGAACUCCGGAGUGGUCGGACAUGAUUCCACACUUUUGAGCGAUAAGUGCAAACAGGGCACAGAGCUUUGUGGGUGUGCGACAGGAUUCUUUUCAGUUUAGCGGAACAAUAAAUGGCUUCGUGUGGAUCAAUUUUGUGAAUAUGUCCGCGUCGAUACCAGCUUCCAUUACUGGCACGCUCCCAAGCCGGAU
Molecule: messenger RNA, 2135 nt
Organism: Gaeumannomyces tritici R3-111a-1
Lineage: Eukaryota; Fungi; Ascomycota; Sordariomycetes; Magnaporthales; Magnaporthaceae
Exons: 2
Coding region: 316-1983 (555 amino acids)
Source: RefSeq, a predicted model, not a curated record